Prunus armeniaca (apricot) is the source of this 243-nucleotide messenger RNA. Lineage: Eukaryota; Viridiplantae; Streptophyta; Magnoliopsida; Rosales; Rosaceae. The record is from the annotation of a GenBank genome assembly.
AUGGAUGAUGGCUUUCGUGGUGGCAGUGGUUGGACCAAGCUAUUUGCCUUUAUAGCGUUGAAAGAUGUCAUGACACCUUUACGAUCUUUGAGGGGCAGCAACCAUGAUGAGUUGCUUCUUAUGGUUUCCCAAGAAGGCCGCUUAUUCACAUUAGACCUCAAUAUAGAAACCCAGGACUAUGUUCAGGUUCCCAACAUGGAUGAUGACCAGAACUCUAUCUUCCACAAGUAUGUUGCGGUUUAG